Molecule: messenger RNA, 782 nt
Organism: Daldinia caldariorum
Lineage: Eukaryota; Fungi; Ascomycota; Sordariomycetes; Xylariales; Hypoxylaceae
Exons: 4
Coding region: 353-589 (78 amino acids)
Biological process (GO): mitotic cell cycle; kinetochore assembly; chromosome segregation
Cellular component (GO): kinetochore; nucleoplasm
Molecular function (GO): protein heterodimerization activity
Source: RefSeq, a predicted model, not a curated record
AGCACGUGAUGAUGUUGUUGAAUGAAGAAGAAGCUCUGCCAUGUUUCUGCAAGUUCAAUGCAAGGGUUUAAGAGGGUUAAAGAGUGGGGGACCGGGCCCAAGCUCUACCCUUGGUUGUACUUGUGUACUUUUGCAUCUUUAACGUGCGUAAACCGUACCUACCUCUAGGUACCUAGGUACCAUGUAGGUAGGAGGUACUUCGUACAUCUGCCGAUUGGGUCUCUUCGUUAGCUGCCAUCUUCAAAAAUCAACAAUUCGAGUUGGGCAGAAUCCAUCGUUUAAACUUCUUUGGUCGAGCAAGCAAGACAUGAUCGCAUCAAAAACCCGUCCUUCUUAUUCGAUAUAAUUCAAGAUGGCCCCAGGACAGAAGCUUUACCCGAGGGCGACGGUGAAAAAGAUCGUAAAAGCGCAUUCCAACUGCAACGUUAGCAAAAACGUCGAUGUUAUGAUAUUUUUAGACUACGUACUCUUCAUGCAAACACUUAUGAAGGAGGCAGCUAUCGACGCGAAACAAGCUGGCGAAAGGGGUAUAAGUGCUAGGAGUGUGAAGAAAGCUACAGCGGACACCCUGGCCAAGUUCAAGGGAUGAAAUAGAACGAGUUUACUACUAGGCUUGAUAUAACUUGGUCUUGGCCAAUGAAGAUAACUGAAUAUCUGGAGCCAAGGCAUAUAGUUACCUAGCUGAAGUAUCCUUUUACUCUUGUCUCACUUUGACCAAGCGCGCCUUGCGCGAGUAACAAGUUGGUGGAUACAGGUUGUUAUACAUCGGACUUAACAGUGGG